Molecule: messenger RNA, 2850 nt
Organism: Acanthochromis polyacanthus (spiny chromis)
Lineage: Eukaryota; Metazoa; Chordata; Actinopteri; Pomacentridae
Gene: rab5if
Product: RAB5 interacting factor
Exons: 4
Coding region: 203-586 (127 amino acids)
Biological process (GO): mitochondrial respirasome assembly
Source: RefSeq, a predicted model, not a curated record
AUAUUGCGCAUGCUCAGAUGCCCUUUUACGGUUUGCGACUGAAAUCUGUCAGCUCAGCGGAGCAUAGAUUCCUUUAAUACCUUCAAAUAUUCCUCUGUAUUUCUUCCCUCUGGUCCGCUCCGGAGAUUUAAAUCUAACCUCAGGCGUCGUCAGAUUUGGAUUCUAACUUUUCGACGUCUAUAGCCGAAGAAAACAGCAAAGAAUGACGAGCAGUUCAAAGCGGAAAGAAGAAAGUCAUCUGCUGAAUGGGGGUGUAAAACAGUCCACAUGGAGCAAAGCCCUCAGCAGUAAUGCUGUUUGGGAAGAGAAGGACGAAUUUUUAGAUGUGAUUUACUGGCUUCGACAAAUUAUUGCAGUUAUCCUCGGUGUGAUAUGGGGCGUUGCGCCGUUGAAAGGAUUUCUGGGAAUAGCCAUAUUCUGCAUCAUCAACGCUGGCGUCCUGUAUGUAUACUUCAGCAGCUUUCAGCAGAUCGAUGAGGAAGAGUAUGGAGGCACGUGGGAACUCACCAAAGAAGGCUUCAUGACGUCUUUCGCCCUGUUUCUGGUGGUGUGGAUAAUCUUUUACACAGCUCUACAUUUCGACUGAGAGGACGCCACAGGACACUAAAUACGAACAUUUCUGUUGAAGUAAAUUGUCAAGACACAAGAGCUCCAUGGUUUUGGGGGGAGUGUCAGCGCUCCUACAUACAGUAUGACUUCUCAGUGUGCAGUGCAUCAUGGGAAUCCUAGUUCGAAAAACAAGCUCCAGCAAGAACACAGUGGCGAUGCUCAAAUAUUGAACAUCUGCCUAAUUUGAGGAUUCCUUUUCUGAGGCACCUUCCAUUACACUUCCCAUGUCUUCUAUUUCCUUCCUCACUUCAUAUUCAGCAUUUCUGACAAAACACUAAAGCUGCAAAAAAAAAAAAAAAAAAGCGAAUAGUUUGGCUGAAACCAGUUGCAGUUCUGUUGACGUUAGAACAGUAACUUGAUGUAAAACACAAGAAGGAUUCUGUUUCCUGGUCAGCGUACUUUCUUCAGUUUUAGAAGAGUGACAGGUUUUAGACCGUAAAGAAUAACAAACGGUGUGGACAGUCAUCCCAUUUUUUUUGACUUAUGCAAGUUACAGGAACAGGGCAAUAAAAACAGCGUCAUCCUCGAGUCAUUAAAGUUCAAUCAGUCCACGAAUUGGAUGUGCAGACUUACUGGUAAGGGAUUAAUUCUGUGGCUUCACUGUUAAAUCACACUUUCACUGCUAAAUUAUGUUUUUUGAUAAGAAAAAUCUGUAGGUCUCAGUAUGUGUGCACCUAGGGUUUUAUGAUUGGAGUCGUCCGUCUUAAUGGAAUAUAAAAAUGUGAUUCAGAGCUUCAUUUUUAUUCUUAUUUUAUACAACAUAAGUGAGUAUACCUCAGUGCAUAAUCGCUUAAAUAUCAAUUGUAUCACCUUAAAUUUAUUGCGUUACUUUUAUGUUGAACAGCACGGUCCUCGCUCUUAUGUGAAAAAACAGUUUAGAGCUACUGUAUUAAAAAUUCAGGCCCACAGUGGAAACUCAAUGCGACUAAGACCAUUUCACCUCUCAUUAUUUAGAUUUUUACCGAUGUCAGCUGGUAUUUUUCAGACUCGACUCUUCUCAGCAUGGAAGAUACCAGUAGAGUGAAAUUUUCUGGAGACAUGUUCUGCUAUUCUUCAGUUGUUUUUUUUUUGUCAGCUGUUCUUUGUUGAGGGGGUUGUGGUUCUCUUUAAAAUCCCCUAAAGGUGUUUUAUUAGAAUCCAGUCAGAAAACAUAAAUGGUCAAGUCAUAGUUUAUCUCAAUGUGCUGGAACCCAUCUGAGCUGAAUUAAUCUUUGUCUCACUUGACUGAAAAAGCAACUUCUUUUUCAUGUUUUUUGGCAAAAUUUAAUUUUGAAGUUAUGUAUUGACGAGCAGCAGUUUGAGCCGUCAGUGAUCACAAGCUUCUCACUUUUGCUGCACUGAGUUUUCUACUUCGAAAGGGUCCUGCAUUUUCAAUAUAGUCUUUCUGAAGUGUUUUCAAUUGUUCAUAAGAGGACUAAUCUACUUGUCAGCUUAGAAAUAAUGCAAAGCUGUUAACAGUUUAGAAUCAUUUGAUAGAUCUCUAUUGCACCGGGGUAAACUCACUUCUCUUGUAUUCUGCAGAUGGACAUAAAAAUCUUGUUUUUGAAUAAAGUCUGUCAGUUGUUUUUAUUUCUAAAAAGUCUGUCUAACAAAAUUGUAGCUAACCACAGCUGGAAUCUAGCUCUUAACAUCAAAACAAAUGCUGGUUGUAAGAUACACAUAUCGACUAAUAUCCGGUCGCGAUGCCACUAGCGUCACUGCGCUGUCACUUCAGUCAGGAACUAAUAAUUAUCAAAGCUGUCUCUCUGUACAAAUGUAUUCCUCACAGCAAAGAGGUCGGAAACAUCCACGUUCUGUUCAUAUGCAAAUGUCCACAGAUUGAAGUGAAACCUGAUCUGUGCACUGCCAUGAUUUGCUUUUAGUUGAUCUAGAUGUCAUGUAUUUAUGGCAUUAGCUGAGAAGGUAACAAUGAUUUACGAUUUAAUAUUUCCUCACACGUAGCUUCCAGAUCAAAGUCUUAUCUGUUGUUUGAAAAUUAAUUUAAACUUGUCUGUAAAUUCUGUACGAUGUCCCGUUUGUCCAAUCCAUCGUGUAUUACACAGAUUUAUUUGUAUUUAUGUUAUAUCUUGUUCGAUGUAACACAUUUCUCAGUAUUUUAUAGUGAAGAACUUUUAAAAAACAGUUAUUGCAAUGAUACUGUUAUAUUAGAUAUGCAGCUGGUGUUUGAAAGGAUUGUAUUUUCUGAUCAAAUCUUUUGGGAAUCAUUAAACAUGGGCUUUAUUUGGCCUCCAUUUUCAAAGA